Messenger RNA from Aedes aegypti (yellow fever mosquito), 500 nucleotides. Its product is annotated as flexible cuticle protein 12. Lineage: Eukaryota; Metazoa; Arthropoda; Insecta; Diptera; Culicidae. The transcript has 2 exons. The coding region runs from base 85 to 399 and encodes 104 amino acids. Gene Ontology annotation, molecular function: structural constituent of chitin-based larval cuticle. The record is from RefSeq and is a predicted model, not a curated record. Gene Ontology annotation, cellular component: chitin-based extracellular matrix.
GACCAAUAAACGGCAUCAGUACCGUGUAAGAUAGCAACGCAAAUCAACUAAUCUAGUGAGAAAACCGAACGAUAGUAACUGAAAAUGAAAUUUGCCGUAGUGUUUGCCGCCGUGUUGGCCAUUGCCAUUGCUGCCCCGGUUGAAGAUCGGGAUGCUCAAGUGCUACAGUAUGAAAAUGACAAUCAGGGACUCGAUGGAUAUAACUUCAAAUACGACACCAGCAACGGAAUCCAGCGAGUUGAACAAGCCCAGCUGAAGAGUUUCGGAGAUGAUGUUAGCGCUCUGGUCGUUCGUGGUUCGUACUCAUAUGUGGCCCCUGAUGGACAGACCUACACUGUGAACUACAUCGCCGAUGAGAACGGUUUCCAACCGGAAGCUCCCCAUCUGCCACAUGCCUAAGAUGCGUACCUGCCAUACUUAGCUUUAAUGAAUUAUACCUACUAUGUUAACGGUGAUACGGAUUGCUGAAAACAAUUAAAAAUGCUGUGAAUAUUUUUCAA